AUGUCUACCGCAGUCACUCUUCGCGCGCUUGCCAAGCAGGUUUCUGCUUCCAUCUCUGCCACAGAUCUCGCUGCUGGCACGUUUGCUAUCGGUGGAGAUAUUCCUAUCGAGCAGCCGCAGGGAGAACUUGGCGCUACAAGCACCGGUAAGAAGGAAACGAAGAGUGAGGAGACGAAGGCCUCUUCAGCUCCUGUUAUCCUUCGAUGGGACAACCCAGAGGAUCACCCCGGACCCCAUCGAGUUUCUUUCCCCGUCACGUCCGACGAGGACACUGCGGCGUUCGAGCAUCUUCUCAAAGCUUCUGAGAAGGCAACUUUCGGAUUGAACGGACGACAUGAAUUCGAUGAGACGUACCGCAAGGCUCAGAAGCUUGGUGCUAAUGAUUUCUGCACCACCUUCUGCCCGUACGAAACGGGUAUUAUCGAUGCUGUCUGCCAGGUCCUCCUCCCAAGCUUCGACACAGCCGACACCAAGCGGUCACUUCGUAAGCGGUCACUUCGUGCUGAGCUGUACAACAUGAAUUUCAAAGCACACGUGGAUACUCCCCGAUCCAGCUACCAGAUCGGCUCACUCGUUGUCUGCCUUCCUAUGAAGCACGAGGGUGGCGAGCUUGCUGUGAGACAUAACGAAAUAACCCAUUCAUUCGACUGGGCCGAAAACUCCCACAAGCCUUCGAUUCAGUGGGCAGCAUUCUACAGCGAUUGUGAACACGAGGUGUUCGAGGUCAAGUCUGGCCACAGAAUUACCCUCACAUACAACCUGUAUGCUACCGCUGGGAACGGAGCCCUUGCCGGUCAGACAUCUGCUUUCAACCCUACCAUGCUGCCACUUUAUCAAGAAAUCAAAGCCAUGGUCACUUCGACGAAGUUUCAGGCCAAGAGCAGACUUCUGGGGAUCUAUAGCACAUACGCUUAUCCUCAUACUGAGGAGGAACAUGGCCUUCCAUUCUGUCUCAAGGGCAUCGACAUGGUGCUUUACGAGAUUUUCAAGAGCCUGGGUCUGAAGGUCCACUUGUGUGCUAUUCUCGAAAACCCCAUGAGCCAAUGGAAUCCCAAGAAACUGGACGAUGGAGAGUUCUCCGACGGCGCUGCAGAUGUUGAUCCCGCCAACAAAACGAAUGAGUCAAAGAAGAGUUCGAACAAGAGCGGUGAUUCGACGGAGACCGAUUCCGACGAAGACAAGGACGGAGAUUAUGAACCCCCAAGAGUUGUCGGAGUCCUUAGCACGCAAUACUGUGCAGAGAUGAUUGACUACGAAAGCGAAAUCAAGGAAAUGUUUGAGAGUGCCCUUGACACCAAAAAGCUCAGAUUCAACCCGAAGAACAUUGUCUGGUUGAACAAGAACAAUGGCGAGUCGAAGCUUCAGGUUUCCUACACAGCCUACGGCAACGAGCCUUCCACCGAGGAGAUAUACUCCUACUUUGCGAUGGUCGUUCAGGCCCCCAAGAAGCCAAAUGCUGACGACAACGAGGCAGCCCAGAAGCGGGCUCGAGAGGAGUAG
Messenger RNA from Colletotrichum gloeosporioides, 1500 nucleotides. RefSeq lists its product as uncharacterized. The record is from RefSeq and is a predicted model, not a curated record. The transcript has 3 exons. Lineage: Eukaryota; Fungi; Ascomycota; Sordariomycetes; Glomerellales; Glomerellaceae. The coding region runs from base 1 to 1500 and encodes 499 amino acids.